UCUACAUUGCGAGAAGGGUAUUUUUGAGGAAGCGAGAAAACGGGUCAGAAAAUGUGUGAAAAUGUGUGGUAGUUGUUCGUUAAUUUCGGGAUAAAACAGUCGUUUUAGUUUGCAGGUGUAGUUUGGGUGAACAUAAGCGCAGUUUCAGCUGUGGUCGGGCGUGCUGUGAAAGGAAAGGAGGCUGUUUAAAUCUUGACAGGAUGCAUCCCAAGGCUCUUCUGUUUGUUCUAGCAGCCUGUUAUCAAUCAGUCAUCUCUGUAAAUACAGGAAAUGGAACACAGAAGGACUUGCCACCACUACUACUUGUAUCAUUUGAUGGCUUCCGUGCAGACUAUCUGAACAACUAUGCUUUUCCCAAUCUGCAGAAAUUCUUCUCAGAUGGGGUUCUUGUUGAGCAUGUCACCAAUGUCUUUAUUACUAAAACUUUUCCUAAUCAUUACAGUCUUGCUACUGGACUAUAUGCAGAAAGCCAUGGUAUUCUGGCCAGUCACAUGUACGACCCAUUAACAAAGAAAGAUUUCACUCUUCACAAUGAUAGUGAUCCUUUCUGGUGGAACGAAGCAACGCCAAUUUGGGUGUCUGUGCAGGAAUCGGGUUAUAAGUCUGUUGCUGCUAUGUGGCCAGGAACAGACGUGAUGAUUCAAAACCGUACCCCAACACACUUCAUGAAGUAUAAUGGAAAGGUGAGCUUCAGGGAGAGACUGGGAAACGUCACAAAAUGGCUAAGUGAAGACGACUCUGUCAAGUUUGCAGCUCUUUACUGGGAGGAGCCUGACUAUACUGGACACACCUAUGGGCCAGACAACACCACAGAAAUGGCCAAGGCACUGAAAAAGGUGGAUAAUAAUGUAGGUUUGUUGAUGGAGCAGCUCAACAAGACAGGGCUCUGGGGAAAGAUUAAUGUGAUUAUUACGAGUGACCAUGGCAUGGUUCAGUGCUCCCAAGGUAGACUUAUUCAGUUGGACCAGUGUGUCAACCGCAGCAGCUACAUUGUGGUGGACCUCACUCCAGUGGCUGCCAUCAUCCCUCUCAUUGAACCAUCAGAUCUAUACAAAAAGCUUAGCAACUGCAAUAUUCACAUGAAGGCUUACAUGAAGGAUGCAAUACCUGACAGACUGCAUUACAAAAACAAUGAGAGGAUUCAGCCAAUCAUCUUGGUGGCUGAUGAAGGUUGGACGAUUGUCCAACAAGGUGGCCUCCCACGAUUGGGCGAUCAUGGCUAUGAUAACUCCCUCCACAGUAUGCACCCCUUUUUGGCAGCCCAUGGCCCUGCCUUUCGUAAAGGUUAUCGGAAGGAGAGCAUCAACUCCGUGGACCUCUACCCCCUCAUGUGUCACAUUUUGGGCAUCCCUGAGAAGCCAAACAACGGCAGCUUCGCACACACACGCUGCAUGCUGGUCAAUGAGAAAUGCACAGACCUGGCUGUAGUUGUGGGCAUCGUGAUCGGAGUUUUCAUAGUGCUCACUACCAUCACCUUCCUCUUCAGGCUGAUGAAGAACAGAGAGCCAUCAUCAUCACGACCAUUCGCUCGCUUGGAGCUGCAGGAGGAUGAUGAUGAUGACCCAUUGCUUGAUUGAGCUGCUAAGUGUUUUUGGAUAGAGGCAUGCAUUCUCUUGGAUGGAGGACAUUUAGCUUUGUUCAGGCACACAUGAGAUGCUUGCCAAAGAAAUGAAAACUCAGACAAUCACGUAUAUUUUAGGAAGAGAUGAAACAAAUGAUCACUCAUAGUGGAGGGCUCUACUUUUUUAGCUUUAUUUGUGAAAAACUGCUUCCAAUUCCUUACAUCUAUGCAUAGUAUAAGAUGGCCAGUUACUUCGGAAAUAAUUAUAAUAAUAUAAUAGUUAUAUAAUAUCCAGGCAAAACCAGUAAUAAUUUACAGCUUUUUUGUUUUUCUGGUGAAGAUACAUAAAGAGGGUAGUAAAGAUAUGUUAAGAUGCUUGUAAUGAUGCUGGUUUUUGUUUCUUUGUUUUGUUUUGUUUUUCUAUUAUAUUGUGUUGGCUGGCCAGUAUUUUCAGUGUAUAUACAGUAACAUGACAUGGAAUUAGGGUUGCAAAGUUUGGCGAAUUACUUGACGAUUAUCCGAGCAUCAUUAGUCAGUGAGUAAUUGCUAACUGGCAAGCCUAAAAUCAAAGACACAACUAAUCAGAAUAUCAAUUCCAGAAGUGAUCGUUCAGGUUCUGCAAUGUGAUUGAAUGAGCUGUGUUCGAAGCCAUUGUAAAAUACUUAAUAUGGCCACACUUAAGAGCACACACAUCAACUGAAUUCUGUAUUAAGUGUUCCUUGUAUGAACUGUGGAACAUGCUGAUGGGUGGGGUCAGGCGUAAGUGUGUAUAUGCAGUAAUGUUUAAACCCUUUUAAACAAACUGCACAUGAGAACUCAGUUAUGUUUAGACUGAGAGGCUGAUAAUUAUAUGUUCAUAAUUCUGUGACCCAAAACUAAAAUGUUGAAAAGAUGACAGGAAUAUAAAAUGAUGGGUUUCUGAUAGUUCUGUAUUCUAAAGUUAUAUUUGCUACUCAAAAUAACUCACUAGCUCAAGUUAAUGCAAACAUAAAUGCCAUAAGCAGGGCUAGCUUUGACUCAGUGCACCUCAGUAGCUCUCAAAAGCCAUCGCUGUUCACCAUGACCUUCUUUAUAAUUUUACACUUUCUCUCAGAGAACAUGAACAAAAUAGUUGUCUUUUUUUUUCGUUUGUGGAUGUUUGCUUUCAAUAUGGUACAUUGUGUGGUCUCGAAUACCACUUCAUUUUUCAGUAGAUGUAUCUAACGGAACUAAUAGCCUGUACCGCCCUCACGCAUACAAUUAACAUCUUGAAUGAGAAACCUGAAAAAUUCAAAUAGGAAUUGUUGUUUAUUGGAAACAUGAAAUAACUUUUUUUUUUUAAGCAACAACACUGGUUGAACAGUAUUUUUGUCGAUUAACAGUUAAUCGUUUUCAUCCCUACACAGAAUUUGAAAUUAAACCAAUGUUUUAUUAAGUCAGGUAAUCAACGAAUAAGUGUUUUAUGCCAUUAAUUUCAUAGGCCUCAGGCCAAUGUCAGAUGCACUAUAAUGAAUAUUUUGUUUUCACUGGAGACCUUUAUGAUUGGCAACCUAUCUGUUCUCCAAAAUCGCUUAUUUUAAGUGCACUGAGAGCACAGUGAUGUAUUCUGUGUUCUGUUAAAGGUUUUCUGUCUUUAGGUCAGUCAGUUGAAUGUACUGCAUAGACGUGAUGAUCUGCUCAUUAUGCUACAUGGUUGUAUACACUGUAUAUUUUAUUUACCUGUGUGUUAUGCUGUGUACUGUAGGUCAGACAUCCUUUCUGAAGAAUGCAGGGAAUGCAUUUUUCCUUCCACUUCCUUUGUGAAUCCUGCUAUUUAAUCGUGAGUCUUGAUAUUUAUGCUUACUUAGACACUGUUAAAGAAAUUCUAUUUUUCUAUUUCGGUGGUACAUAGUCAUUUUAAUCAUGGCAUACGAAUUGUUUUACAGGCCUCUUGUGGUUUUUUAUCUUCUAAUGUACAGAUUUAGCUUUUGCAAAAUGCUAACUUAGGGGUAAUAAGGAAUUUUAAUUUACGUUGUUUUGCUGUGUUGGUUUGUUGCGCCUUGUUGUUCAUGGUAGUGGUGGAGUGUUUAAGUAUCUGUUCAUGGUUUCUCCAGAAUGCAUUUCAAAUCAAGUCUUCCUGUAGUGGAGUAUUUUUUUUGCUAUUUGAGGUAAUAGGCAGAGUUUGCACUGUAAGUAUAAGAGAAUCUAUGCAAAAGAAUGAUUAUGUCAGACGUCUUCUGAAGUUGGGUACUGAUAUGUAUGUGUGGAAAAAUAAAAUCUUUGUUUAUUUGUAUAAAUAGUUGUUUUUUGUGUGAAAUUGGUUUUCUUGUUUUUAAGGCUACUUAUGGUUGGAAUGUCCUUAAAAGGACAUUACUUCAUGGUAUUUUUUUAACUCAACCACUAGAGGGCGCUUUCCAGUAUGUGUUUUUUAAAAUGACCUGUUUGAUUCUGUUCAAGUUUCAUGGAUUCAUCUUUUGAUAGAAAGACGACUGUUGCAGUUUUACUGUAUAACAUGUUGAAGGUGGGGUAAAGGGGUAAUGAGGUCAGCCAGAAUGUGGCCUAGCUUGUGUUGUUUUAUGGCUCCUUUUAAUAAAUUAACUUGAAGACUCCUUCAAGAAUGUCCCUGCUUAUUAAAUAAAAGGACCCACUGUGUAACA
Molecule: messenger RNA, 4176 nt
Organism: Colossoma macropomum (tambaqui)
Lineage: Eukaryota; Metazoa; Chordata; Actinopteri; Characiformes; Serrasalmidae
Gene: enpp4
Product: ectonucleotide pyrophosphatase/phosphodiesterase 4
Exons: 4
Coding region: 201-1577 (458 amino acids)
Source: RefSeq, a predicted model, not a curated record